CCACUUUUCCACCUGUAUUCGAGUGAACGCCAGGUAUACGCCAGUCGCCAGUACCACUUUCGGUUCGAAUACCCGCGCUGCGCUGUUGUUUUUGUUAUAUUUCGUAUUUCGGCUUGUUUUGGAGUGCCAUAGAAGGAAAAUUGUUUUUUUUUUUAAUUAUUUUAUUAAACUCUGAUGUUUUUGUUGUUGCGAAAUGUUAAUUGUUUGUGUGUGACAAUCGGAUAGAUAAUAUUAAUAAUUAUUUUAUAAGUGCAGUGUUUUAGACGCAUAGUGGUUUCUAGGAUUUCGUUUGAGGAUUAAAUUGAGUUUGCCGGUUAUUGUUUACAGGAUUUUCCCAUUAUGGAAGGACCGAGUUUUAAAGGUUAAAAUAUGAGAGUAUAGAAACUUAAAAGACAAAAAUAGUACACCAAAACCAAAGAUCUGAAACUAUUGUGUUAAAAUGGCGUAUAGAACAAUAAUUUUGGCUGUUUUUAUCGAAUUAAGUUGGGCCCAAGAGACCACUUCGGAAGCUCCAAUAUGUUAUGGCGCGGGAUCAAUGGCAGCCGCAGUCAUCCUAACGUUCAUCUUUACUUUAUUGGUGGCGGGAGGAUUUUUCUUCAUUUGGAGGAAGCGGGAGAAUUUGAAAAAAGAUAAUCAUCUUAUUUUGGAAACCGAUCCCGAGAGAGGUGCUAAGGCUGAAUAUGCUUUCGAUAAUCCAGGAUUUAAAGAUGCGACGCUUACAGCGACAUCCGAGAAAAUGCCGAAGCAAGAAAGCGCGAGCAAAAUCAAAUGGGGCCACUGGUCGCCCCUGGCCGCCCUCAAAUUGAAACCGGAAAAGAAGAAAGCUUUAGACGAUUCCAAUUUACAGAAUCACGAAGUUAAGGUGGUGGCCCUCAAAAGUCAGGACUUUACCGGGCUCGGGUUCAACAUAUGCGGCAACAUGAAAGAAGGCAUUUAUAUUCGGGACAUUUUGCAUCGAGGGCCGGCAUACGAAUCGGGGAAAUUAAAUCCCGGUGAUCGAAUUAAUAGUGUUACAAUAAGCUUUGAGCAUAUGGUGUACGAAGACGCACUCAAUAUCUUAAGCUACGCCAGUCCUUACGAAGUCAUGAUAGAAGCCAAAGGUGGAAGAAUACUCGCCUCUUCACAAGGCCAAGGCCAUACACCCAUACAUCCCAUUUAUCGAAGUACUAGCGCUAUGGAUUUAACACAGCCUGAAAAAACAUCGAAAAAGAAGCUAUUUGGAGACGACCACUCCUCAAGCUCCAACUAUUCCAGUCUCCAAAAGUCACGCAGCAACAUGACCACGCUGGAAAGAAAAGAAUCCAAGUCUCCGCGUCCCAACCAAGGCCGACCAAAGAAAGCUGAAAAGUCACCUCAAAAAAUGACUCCAGAAAUGUUCAAGGCCCAUUUGGAACAAAGUAUCGAUCAGGAGCACCUGAAAACCCGAUUGGAAGUCGAAACACAUCAAAAGUCUGAAAAUGUCGUCGGGCAUAAGUUCGGUACCAAGGUGUUACCCAUGGACAGUCAGCAAAAGAGCCCGAAGAUUCUGGAACAAAAUCAAAACAAUAUGAACAUCGAAAGGCACAGUAUUGACGAAGUUGAUUUAAAAGUGAUACCUCCGCAAGCGAAAAAGCGAGAAAAGAAAUCUCCGGAGCCGGAUUUCGAGAGGACCGGUUCAGGCAUACGUAGGGACGUCAACGGAAUUCCUUUAGAAAUACCCGAUCAUAUGAACGACGCCGCCCUAAUGGCCAGAAGAAACCGAAAAAGCUCUGUAGAAAACGGCUUGGCCAACGAUGAAGAUUUGUCAAAAAAAUCAAAAGGUAAGGCACCGUCACCCCCUUCGGAAUUAAAAAUUAACUUCUCACUGGGACCGGGAAGCAAAAGCAGAGCCUUUGAAGACCUAAGCAAUCUGGAGCACAACGACUCCUUACCCAUUCAAACGUACGACUCAGACUCCGAAGACGGUACAAACAAUAUGUCUUCAGUAAACACCAUCGAACUUAACUCCAGUGACAUCACCAUCCACCAAAUUCAAGAGGAGGAGCGGAAAUCUAGAAAAACUGCUAGUACUGGUGACCUAACAAACAUGAAAAAAGCCCCUAAAUCGAACUCGGGCACGUUAGAAAGGGCUCAAAGCUUAGAUAUCACAGACACUUCCGGCAGUGGAUUAUCAAAAAAGCGAACAUAUGACGCCAGGGAGAAUUUAUUAAUAGACCGCGAGCCUCGGCUGUCCCUUAUUCUUGACGGCUUAACGACCUUCCAAAGAAACCGUUUAAAAUCGUCAGCUGAAUGGGAGAGUUUAGAGGAUGCGAUCUUAAAUCUUAACAGGGAUGACGAGGAGUUGGAGCUGAGGCGUAAAUCGGAGCCUCACUUUAAUGCCGUUAUGGACAAGGUGGUGCAAAUCAAAAGAGAAAGUGCUGAGCUGGAGGUUUUGUCCGAUGAGAUUGCCAAACAGUAUCAGAAAAAUGCCAUGGAGGAGCCUAAUAAGGCCAAAAUUGUAAAUAAAAUUUGGCCUGAUGAAUCAGAGUUGAAUGGGGGUACAUUCGAAAACUCUGGAUGGAAACGCUUGGGACCAGAAAUCACUAAACGGAGCCUUGAAGUUGAUGAGGAUUUUAAAGGGUCACCUGCUAUACCUGAAAGAAAUAAAUUAAAAAUUAACGAAGAGGUCAGGGAGGACCAAGAGGUAUCUACUAAGUCAACUUUCUCAAUUAGCAACAAACCAAGUACAAACAUUUCUGUCGAAUUCGAGUGCAUCAAGCCAGUGCCCCCUAAAAGGGAAAAAACUCCCGAAAAAGAGGCAAUAAUAAAUAUAAAUGACCGCAUCCCUAAAAUCUCUCCAGCAACCCCCUUUGAAAAGAUGGCCAUUUCACAAACGUGCUCUUUAUUAUCAAAGAACAGAAAUCAAGAUGGUCCAAUGAUCAAAGACGAAUGGGAAAUAGAAACUUUAAAUAACACCUCACCUCCGCCCUCAAUGACUUUAGUCGAUGAAGUGAUGGAUAGUUACAACAAGAACUUUGCGGGCAACACCGUUACGGUGGUACAAACGACCGAUAAUCUACCAGACGAAACGAAAAGUAUCGAAAACCAAAAGAGUGCCACAGCAAAUUUCAUAUUUGUCGAACGUGCGGCUCGUGAUAACGACAUUAAUGUCCCCGAUGAUGUUAAAGUAUCGAGAGGGUCCUACGAAAGUUUAGAAUGUAAGAAAAGUGAGGAGAUACCGAAAUCAGAUGAUGCCAAGAAGGAAGAUAGGCUCGUCAGUCAUGUGACUGUCACAGAAAAUGGCGGAUCAAGUUUGCAUAGUCUUGAACUGAGCAUCAAUAAUGAACCCAACGAAUUGUAUACCACCGCCUUAGAAAAUAAUACAAGUGAAUUGGGUGGCGAAGCACUCAAUGAUGUAACAGUCAUAAUAUCACAACCCAACAAGGUAAAUGUUGAAGUGAGUUCUGCAGAACAGAUAGUGGAAAUAUGUGAAAACUCCUUUUCGAAGCUUACAAAGAACCCUGAAGAAAUCCUUUUGAAUGAAGCUUUAAUAGCGGGAGAAACUCUUAACGAAGUGGAAAUAACUCAAAAUAAAUACUCCACGUUUGAAGCUGAUCAGAAAAAUACUUUUCAUAUUGAGGAACCGCUCGUAACGAACAUUGAAAAUGAACAGUUUAAAGGCAUAGAAGACGAAAGCCCAGCAAUUUCUCUUGAGCUAGAGGCACCAAAUAGUCUAUCUGACCAUGAAAAGAAAUCUUACAUCACUGAGAUCCAAGUACUCACUCCCAAUAAAAGUGAUAACGAAUCAGAUAUUGCCAUUAAAGUGGAGAAAAACGAGGAUCAAUUAGAAGACGCUUUUGAGAAAUACGUGAAAAACUUCGAGCGCCGAAUGGAGACCUUCGAAAGCAACAUACAGAACUUCGAGAAUAAUUUAGAAGAGUUCAUCAGAGAUGAACCAAAGUCAAUAGUUCUUGAAGAAAACAGUGACAUAGAGAAGCAGGCAAGUAAAAUACAAGAAAUUGUCGAGGAGCAAUUAAAAACUUUACCAGAGAUGAGGUUUACCACAUCGAGCUACGAGAGUAGCGGCAGGAAAACCCCAGAGAAGCGACACUCGUUUGAGCUGUUAAGAUCAAAUUUCGAAAAAGCGUCGAACGACAAAAGCCCUCCCAGACGUGAGAGUUUCACGCCGCCCAAAUCUCGAAUUCCCAUUUCAAUGACGAUGAAAACCCCUCCGAUGAGUCCCGAGAGGCGCGACUCUAGAAACUUGGAAAACGAGGAUGAGAAAGCGAUUUUAGAGUUGAUGGCUUCGCCCCUGCGAUCGCCGUCCCCGAAUAUGCAUUCUACCCCAUUCACAUCUAAAAUUAAGCCACCCAGUAUCAGUAGCAAAAAUGUUUCGGUGACCUCAAUCAGAAACAAUUCUAAAAUACCUUCGGGGUUACCUACUUUAAGCAGUCGACCGCCAAUACCACCGAGAAAAAGCGAAGAGGGACCUCAAACACCCACCAAUGGAACGGAAACUAGUUUUAAGCAAUGGGUAUUUAAUCCGAGUAAUAAUGUUACGAAUGUGACCGUGGGAAAGGAUAAGUAAGGAUAAAAUGGUAGUUCGGCAGCCUAGUCCAAGUGUUUGAGUUUGUAUGGCAUUUUUAUCUGUAUUUAGUCCCAGUAACAAUGUUAUAAAUCUGACGGUUGGAAAGGAUAAGACGUAAAGAUAAAUGUGUAGUUUUGGAGCUCAUUGCACAAAGUUAUGUAUCAACGUAUGAGUUCGUAGUGAAGAAAAAUUACCUUUCAGUCGUACUUGCUCAUAUAUGCUUUGAUAAAUCAAUGCAAUACAGGGUGUCAGUUUAGUACUUUCAGGGUUGAUUAUUACGAUGACAGCAAAUGCGAGCGAAAAAUGGCAUAGCAUAAUUAUUUCGAAAAAAUAAUCAAACACUUCAAGAGAUGUCUCAAAAAUAUACUUAUCGGAAUCGACAGUAGUGUGGUGCAGAUAUCGUUGAGCUUUAAAGUAAAAUAACAGUUAUUUCUGCUUCGUCAAUAUUAAUCACUUAUUUGAACAUUUUCUUUUUCCCAGAAACAAAAUGUAACGCAAAAGUCAUUUUCAAUUUCUAUUUUGGCACAUAAAGUUCAUCAGCAGGUUUGUUUUUAUCAAACUCUUCUAAAGCACUUUUGCUUAGCUUGUCAAAUUCAACAGUUCUAUUUUCACUUAAAUAAUUUUUUUUUAAUAUGCUUUAGUUCUAUUUUCUGCUUUGCUUUUUUAUUAUAUUUGAACUUGAAACUUUAUCAACAUCGGCUUUUUUUAUUACUUCUGCUCCUAAGCGCACGUUUUAUUUUCUUGGUUGACGUCAAUCUGCUGGAAUCUUCUGCUUCUUAAGAUGUUAAUAUAUCUAACAAGCUUAAAGUUGGUUGUGAUUCGAUUUUCAUGAUUUUUUGCUCAAGUGCUAGGCCGAGAGAAGUCAGGAUCAUCAAAUCUAGUCUUGGAACAAAAAAGGUUUAUUUAGCGGAUCUAUUACCCUUUAAUAAAACCACUCACUAAUAUUUUGAGUCUAGUUUCCAUCCGUAUUUCCUUUAUCAUCUUCGAAAACAAUUUUUCGUUACAGAAGCCCCCACAUUUUAAGGGCUGGAGUAAGUGAGAGUAAGAAAGGUGUGAGAUGGUUUUUAAUAGCUAUAUUUGUGACAUCUGCUCCAACAUGACUAGCAUAUCCGUCAUAAAUUCAAUACUGGUCGUUCUGGACCAAAUAUACACCAUUUAACCCAUCUGUAAUCAGCUUUUUUACGUUGUUAAUAAUUUCAUAUGCAAUAUAUUCGAUGAGGCGACGUAUAUUUCAAAAUUUAACUUUUCUUGCUUCCACGAAUUCAUGCCACCAUAAUCUAAAAAUAUGCCGCUUCAUUCUUAAUUGAUAGAAUUCCCAAAUUGAACAAUCGAUGUUGGCUCAUAGUUGAUCUCAAAUAAGAUUUUAUUAUAUUGAGUCUACCGAAUGAGCGCUCAUAAGGUGCUGCAUACGGGCAAAGUGGUGGAGUAAGUAACAUUUUAAAAGCCGUCGCAAGAGUCUUACACGCUUCUAAUUCAAAAUACUAAACGAACAGUUAUAUUACCUUAGGAUUGAGAUCUAAUUUAUCUUCAUUUCUUUUCGUUGCCUUUAACAAUGACAUAUUUUAUAUCAUUAAACAAUUCAUUUCCGUUAAGACCAAUUCAUUUCCAUUAUGACCAAUUGACAACAGGUUCUGAUUGCGAGCUUUUUUAUUAGGAUUUUUUUACGAGGAUUAUCGACUGGAUAAUAAUGUGCAAAGUAAACCAAACCGCUUUUUCAUUUCUCUUAUACUCGAAAUACGAUUCGAAACCUCAACAGUAAGCUUACUUAGAAUUUUUACUUAGAACUUCAUACGUAUCCAGAGCCGCAUCAUCUGCGACUUCCCUGGCAUCUUACGCAUUCUUUUUGUUCUUUUUUCGAUGGUCACUUCAAUUUUUUAGCAAAGUUGUUUAACCUUGAAAAUAACAGAAUCACCGAGUCUUGUUCCCCAUUCCUGCAGAUGGUCCCCCAACCAGUUUCCAGUAGUGUCAGAGUUGUAUGCAAAGCUGAAAUCUACAGUUUGAAACAUUUUUUCCACUUUAUAUCAAUGAGAUCCAUAGACCUCAUGAAUUCACACUAAAUUAAAAGAUUGAUUAUCGGAUGGAAGUUGGCUAGUUAAUGUACAUUCAAUAUUUUUUUCUGGAUUGUACGUAUAUCUGCCAUAGUUACUUGAUUAUCAUAUGAUUAACUUCUGCAAUCAUGUAUAUCUAACCGUUUUUUUUUAAAUUAUUCAAUAAAAUAAGGGACUAGGUUACGUUAGGUUUAAUGUGAGUAAUCAGUUGAUAACCCCCCACUGCGACAACUGGUCUAUCUAACUAUUAUCAGAAUGGUGGCUUACCAUUAGUGAAUUGAUUCUUUCACUAGUGUUUAUAUGAUUUCUAUGCAUAAUAUGCACUCAGUAUUGACUGCUAGUCCAAUUUUAUGCAUAUGAUGUCUUCGUUCGAAGCGACCAGUAUACACGCCCAUUAGGGUCUUUAAAUGCUUUUUCUAGGGUCUUUAAAAGUUCUGGCAUUCAUAAUAGGGAUAUUAUGUUAGUUACCUUUUCACAUAAAGUAAGCCCUAAAUAAAUUGAAAUUAUUCCUUAGUCCAAUGGCCAUAUCAAUUAGACCAUAGCUACACUUAACUGAAAUCUUAUAUGAAGAAAGGUGACACAGAAAACUACUUAAUGUUGGCUACAUUUAUGUGCAAUGGGCCCACACUAUUAAAAUUCUUGGUUGAAAAAUAUGUAUUAAAAAUUAUUAUAAAAAAAAACAAUGUAUACCUAUAGACUGUCUUUUCUGGUCGUAUUAAUGGUGGGAGGAUGUAACAUAAACAUUUUUAACAUUUAAAAAAACAAAUGACAAAUUGCAUAUUGCAAUUUGUCAUAUACAUACCUCAGAAUGCUCAAAAUAGUAUUGAUGGUGCUGUACUUAAUUUGAAUAAUUUUGUUUGUUUGCUGCUUAAGCAUGUUUAUGGAUUUCAUGGAAUUAUCGAUUAAUAUGCUCAAAAGGAAAAUAGGCUUGUUUAAGCAACAUUUAUUUAAUUUUAUUGCACUUAGUAAUUAAGUAAUGCUACAAAAAGGAUGCUAUUUUUUAGACAAUGUACAACGAAUUGUAAUAUUAAGAGUCGCUAGUGCACAUUAUUCGUAAAUUCUCAUAAGAAUCCUCUAGAAAUUAUGUUAUGAUGUAAGUAAAAAAAUUGUAAUGUGCCUUACUAGUACUUAAGGGCUAAUUCUCUGAUUGAGAAAACUUAUUGUGCUAUUUAGUAUAAAACUGUACCUCCGUAAAGAGAUUAGAUAGAGCAUUGUAUAGUAGUUUUAAGAGACUGUUUUAUUGUUUUUGUUUCAAUAUUUUAUUAUUUGAUGAUUACAUUUUGUAUUUCAGUGGUAACUAUGUUAUCCCUGCUUUUAUUAGUUAUUAUGUUUUAUAAUAAGUAAAUUUAAAAUAAUGUUUAUAGACCUUAUUACCAAUUAAACACUGUGACUUAUGCAGCCUUUUUUUGUUGAAAAAUAAAGAACUAUAUUUGAUGA
Messenger RNA from Anthonomus grandis grandis, 8031 nucleotides. RefSeq lists its product as uncharacterized. The coding region runs from base 440 to 4546 and encodes 1368 amino acids. The record is from RefSeq and is a predicted model, not a curated record. NCBI's taxonomy places the organism in Eukaryota, Metazoa, Arthropoda, Insecta, Coleoptera, Curculionidae. The transcript is spliced from 7 exons. Gene Ontology annotation, molecular function: protein binding.